AUGAGUGGCGCCCCAGACGUGGAGGAGGAGCCGAACAGCGGUCUGAGGCUUGUUGAGGAGGCGCCAGAGCUGCGGCAGCUCCUGGAGCGGGUGGACGGCAGCGCUGGCGAGCAGGCGGAGGCCGUCUUCCCUCGCUUCGCCCAGAUUUUGAGCAAGUACCAAGAGCAGGCGCAGCUGCUGGACCCGCUGUUGGAGGGCGCGGUGCAGCCGCUGGCAGCGCUGCUGCGCGCCCAAGCCGCCGACCCGGCCGCGGCCGACCUGCAGCGCGUGCGUGGCGUCAGCCGCCUGCUCUGGCAGCUCUCCAUGGUCAGGGGGUACAAGACGGUGCUGCGCUUCUUCCCCAACGACGUCGCCAGCUUUGAGCCGGUGGUGGCGCUGCUGGUGCACCUAGAUGACGUGGAGCGGCAGCAGCGGCAGGAGGGUGGCGCGCCGCGGCUGGAGGAUGGGCAGGGCCUGUGGGAGGCUCAGGCAAGGCCGCUGCACGGACUGUACGUGCUCCUGCUGUGGCUGUCCAUGCUGGUGCUGAUCCCCUUUGACAUCGUCCUGGUCGACUCCUCCCUGGGCGGCGCCGCCACAGGGCAGGCAGCGGCAGCAGGCAGUGCAGCGGGCGCCGGCUACCCUCCCCUUGUGGGCACCAUCCUGCGCCUGUGCCAGCGCUACCUGGCCAGCCCCGGCAGCACGCGCGAGAUGGCGGCGGUGGUGCUGGGCCGACUGCUGACGCGGCCCGACAUGGCGCCCACGCUGCGCGAGUUCCUGGGGUGGGGCUGCCAGGCGCUGGGCAGCGGCGACAGCCAGCGCGCAUCCUUCCUGGGCACGGCGCUGGCCUUUGCCACCCUGUUCAAGCUGGGCCAGCGCUCCGCCCUGCUGGCGCCAGCGGCGCAGGUCUUCCCCUAUGCGGUGCAGCUGCUGGGCAGCCAGCUGGCAGCCACCAACGCCCUGGCCAGGAAGCUGGCUGUGAAGCUGAUCCAACGCAUCGGCCUCAUCUUCCUGCGCCCCCGCACCGCCGCCUGGCGCUACCAGAAGGGGCAGAAGAGCAGCAUCGUCGCCAACCUGGGCGGCGGCGGCGGCAGCGGCAGCGGCACUGCAGCCGCCGCUGCGGAAGCGCAGCAGCGCGCGGCGGCAGCGGCAGCAGCGGCGGAGGCGGAGGCGGAGGAGGAUGUGGAGCACGCGGAGCAGCUGGAAGGCGUGAUAGAGGCGCUGCUGACGGGGCUGGCCGACCGCGACACGGUGGUGCGCUGGUCGGCGGCCAAGGGGGGUGCCAGCGACACCGCCUGGCACGGCGGGUGCCUGGGCCUGGCUGAGCUGGCGCGGCGCGGCCUGCUGCUGCCCGAGCGGCUGCCGGCGGUGGCGCCGCUGGUGGUGCGGGCGCUGGAGUAUGAUGUGCGGCGAGGGCACUGCAGCGUGGGGGCGCACGUGCGGGAUGCUGCUGCCUAUGUGUGCUGGGCCUUUGCGCGUGCAUACUCGCCUGAGGCGCUGGGGGCCACCGUGGCUGCGCUGGCGCCCGCCCUCAUCACGGCCGCCUGUUACGACCGGAAGGUCAACUGCCGGCGCGCCGCGGCCGCCGCCUUCCAGGAGUGCGUGGGCCGGCUGGGCGCCUUCCCUCACGGCAUCGACAUCCUCACCGCCGCAGACUACUUCACCGUCUCCGCGCGGCAAAACGCCUACCUGUGUGUGGCUCCCUAUGUGGCCUCCUUCCCCGAGUACUUCCAGCCCCUGGCCUGGCACCUGCUGCGCAGCAAGCUGCGGCACUGGGAGAAGGGGCUGCGCGAGCUGGCGGCGCAGGCGCUGGCGGCCCUGGUGCCGCACCGCCCCGCUUUCUUCCUGGACGAGGCGCUGCCCUUCCUGCUGCCCCUCUGCACCGACGGCGUGCUGGAGGCCCGCCACGGCGCCGUGGCGGCGGUGGCGGAGCUGCUGCCGGCGCUCAGGCUGGCACGCGUGGAGCUGCCUGCGGAUCUGGAGGCGGCAGCGGCAGACAUCGUGCUGGCCGUCGAGCGCGGGCGGCUGACGCGCGGCAAGGGCGGCGAGGUGCUGCGCCCCGCCAUCUGCCGCCUGGUGCAGACCACGGCGGCUGCGGGGCUGGCGCUGCGGGAUGAGCAGCGGGAGUGCCUGUUGGGCCAGCUGCGGGACAACCUGCGCCACGCGACGCCCGAGGUCCAGGCGGCCGCGGCGGCGGCGCUGGCCGCCUUUGCGGCGCGCUACCUGCCGCACGCCAGCCCCGCCGCGCAGCAGCAGCUGGUGCAACACUUUGCGGCGGCGCUGGGCGACGUCGGCAACGUGGCGGCGCGGCGCGGGGGGGCGCUGGCGCUCGGCGCGCUGCCACGCUUUCUGCUGGAGCCGCGGCAGGCUGAGGUGCUGGCGGCGCUGGCGGCGGCCAGCGUGCCGGAGGAGGCGGCAGAGGCGCGGGAUGCGGAGACGCGUGUGAACGCGGCCAAGGCGUUGGCCCAAGUGGCGCUCACCCUGCUGGGCCAGGGCGCGGCAGCAGCCCCAGGCAGUGCCAACACCGGCGGCCCUGAUGGAGCCGACGCCAGCAGCGGCAGCGGUGGCAGCGGCAGCGGUGUGUGCCUGCCCGCCGAGGCCUUGCAGCAGGCCUGCGAUGCGGUGGUGGCGCCGCUGCUGGCAGCGCUAGACGACUACAGCAUUGACAACAGGGGCGAUGUGGGCAGCUGGGUGCGGGAGGCUGCGAUGGAGGGCCUGGCCCGCCUGCUGCCGCUCCUGCUGCCCGCCAGCCAGGCGCACCCCGCGCAGCAGCAGCAGCUGGUGGCCCUGGCCCAGCAAGCCCUGCUGGCGCUGCUGCGGCAGGCGGUGGAGCGCAUAGCGCGCAUGCGGGAGGCCGCGGACGCCUGCCUGCAGCAGCUGCUGCCUGCCGCGGCGGCGGCGGGGGUGCCGCUGGCGGCCGACCUGGCGGCGGCCGUGGCGGGGCGGCCUGUGGAGGAGUUUGGCAGCCUGGAGGCGCUGCCGCAGCUGGCGGCGCUGGUGGCGCGCCCCGAGGUGCAGCCGGCGCUGCUGGAGGGCCUGACCUUCAGCAUCGGCGGGCUGGAUGCGCAGCUGGGCGCCGCCGCGGGCAACGCGCUGGCGGAUGCCGUACAGGAGCAGCUGCAGGAGGACCUGCCCCGCCUGGAGCAGCUGGGCUCCAGCCUGCUGGCGGUGUGGCGACGCCACCGCCGCGGCGGCCGCAUGUGCACCCCGCUGCUGCUCGCCGCCGACCUGCUGCUGAGCCGCACGGCGCUGCGCGACUUGCAGCCGCCGCACUCGGCAUUUCCCGAGCAGCUGCUGGAGCUCGUGAGGGAGGAGGUCAAGGGGUGCACCGAUGUGCCGCGCCUGCAUGCCGCUGCGGGCGUGCUGUGCCAGCUGGCGAGCCUUGAGGAGCCGGUCCGCAGCGGCGCCCUGCGUGCGGCGCUGGGCAUGCUGGGCAACCGCUACCCGAAGGUGCGGCGGUACGCUGCGGAGCAGCUCUACACCAUGCUGCUGACCUUCGAGCCCGCCGAGGACGGCAGUCAGGAUGUGGAGGCGGCCAUGGAGCUGGUCAGCGCCACCGCCUGGGACGGCCCGUUGGAGGGAGUGCGGCAGGCACGGGCGCAGGUGUUCAGCUGCUUCGGCCUGCCCGAGCCGGUGGCUGUGGUGGCCAGGCCGCAGUCGGCCCAACCAGCGGCGGACGCUGGAGCAAGCAAGCCAGGCGGCGCUGCCGUGGACGAGAACGCUAGCUACCAGGCCCUGCUCACUCACACACUACGAGGCAUGUGA
Molecule: messenger RNA, 3741 nt
Organism: Chlorella variabilis
Lineage: Eukaryota; Viridiplantae; Chlorophyta; Trebouxiophyceae; Chlorellales; Chlorellaceae
Exons: 18
Coding region: 1-3741 (1246 amino acids)
Biological process (GO): tubulin complex assembly; post-chaperonin tubulin folding pathway; microtubule cytoskeleton organization
Molecular function (GO): GTPase activator activity; beta-tubulin binding
Source: RefSeq, a predicted model, not a curated record